Molecule: messenger RNA, 1461 nt
Organism: Pseudo-nitzschia multistriata
Lineage: Eukaryota; Bacillariophyta; Bacillariophyceae; Bacillariales; Bacillariaceae
Source: the annotation of a GenBank genome assembly
CGAUGUCAAAGAUUCUCGUUACAGCAAUACGAAGUGCUGGUACUUGUAUCAUCAGAACUUCGUUGUCAUUCUUGUCGGUAUUUCUUCACCUACGGUACACACAAACUCCGUUACGACACGAUACCGAUUGCCGCACUCGGAUUAUUCUCGGGAAGCAGCGGUUGCUUUCCCCCCUUGCUGUCUAAAGAAUAAGAUUGAACGAUGCGGAUCGGCGGAAACGCCGUCGCGUUUCGGACCUUCCGAUCGGCCGCGGGGAUUCGAACGGGAACCGCCGAUGCGCUAGCAUCCGCUGCUGCGUCCCGAGCUCCGUUUUGCAAAACCAUCGACCGCGCGGUCGCGAUUCUCUCGAACCCCUCGCCGAGACGGGCGUGGACUCAACAAUCGUCGACGACAACACCGACCUGUACUACCAGCCGGAGCCGCCGCUGGUUCCGGGUGGGUGGCAGCGGUAUCCAGCACCAGCACCAGCACCUCCGAGGUGUCGAUUCCGUGUGGGCGAAACGCGCAGCCGCGGCAGCAGCGAUUGCUGCCUCGGGCGUAGCGUGCGUGUGCCUCGGAACCCGGGAACGACACGGCCUCCCGGCCUCCAACGGUCACCACCGCAACCGACGCGGGACAACCCCGCUGGUAGCGAUCCCGGCCGCCAGCGACCAGGAAUCCAGAACCCUAGAUCCACCAGAGCCCGGGGCACCAGUUCGGGCGUACAUUGCGACGAGCACUUCUCCGGCUGCCCCGCGCCGCAGGGACACACUCCGCGUCCAGCUCGGUGGAUCGUCCGUGGUCCUCGUGGACCACCAUUCUUCCGGCGAGGGCACCACCAGCAGGCCCGUGGCGCACGACGCCAGCGUCCCGCUGGUCUUGCCCGAGGACGAGGCCACCAUUUCUCCCUUUCUGUACUGCCUCAUGUCCCAGGCAAAACUGGUCCGCAUACGGGAAGAGGACCAGGAGCGGACCCACCUCCCGAUCGGUCUCCCGGGGUUUGCCUGUGCCCAUUGCUGUAAGGGUUGCAGCGGCGACUCGCAAUCCCACAGCCGCAAGCGUUGGAGCCGGAUCUUUCCCACGGACCGGAGGACGCUGCCCUCGAGGGUGCGGAAACAACUCUACCGCCACAUACAGAGGUGCGAGCGGUGCCCGCUCGAGGUCAAGCUGGAGCUGAGGCGACUGAAAAAAAUGGAAGACGAAUCCACCACGUGGAAGGGGAAGCACAACAAGAUCUCGAGGGAGGAACGCCUUUUUUUCAAGAAAUUAUGGUUCCGAAUGGGGCACAAGGAGGAAUUGUAAGCUAAAAAUUUAAUCUUACGGGUAUGAUUCAAUGGCAAGAACGAUAUAGGUGUAGACACACGGGAAAGUACAAAAGGCCAACUAGGCAAACCAAAAAUUGCUGGGCUUCUAUUUAUCUCCUAGCUGUUUGGAAGAAAUAGUUGGAACUUAGGCAUCCUUCCAUAAACGAAAAGAAUAGAU